Messenger RNA from Drosophila melanogaster (fruit fly), 460 nucleotides. RefSeq lists its product as uncharacterized. The record is from RefSeq and is marked reviewed. Bases 31 to 399 code for a protein of 122 amino acids. The transcript has 2 exons. NCBI's taxonomy places the organism in Eukaryota, Metazoa, Arthropoda, Insecta, Diptera, Drosophilidae.
GAUCUUGUGGCAGCAGCAAUCUCUUUUGAAAUGCAGCAAAUGUUGAUUCUCGUAUCCCUGGGACUGCUGGCCAGUGUGGCAGCCAAGCCAGCUGUGGAUCCAGCACUGUUUCCUUCGGCCUCUACUUUCGGACUCUAUCCAGGAUCAGGUGGACCUUUUGCUGGCGCCUAUGCUGCUGGUCCCUUUGCUGGCGCUCCUUUGGUUAAUCCUUUGGGUGCAUCUCCCCUGGCCGUAUCCAGCAGCCAGCGCUUGGACUACUUUAACCAGUUUAAUGCCGCCUUUGCUCCGACUGCUCCUGCCCGCAUCCUGGCUACUGCUCCAUUCCCUGCAACUGGCGCCCGACUCAUUCAGCCAACUCGUUUCCUUGCUCCUGCAGUGGCAGCACCAUUUUUCUUUUAGAAAGCAUUGAAAUUGUUCCUUAUUUUGUCGUGUUAUUCAAAAAUAAAAGUACAAGUUGGUU